Aegilops tauschii subsp. strangulata is the source of this 1055-nucleotide messenger RNA. Its product is annotated as inactive LRR receptor-like serine/threonine-protein kinase BIR2. Gene Ontology annotation, molecular function: protein binding. The record is from RefSeq and is a predicted model, not a curated record. Lineage: Eukaryota; Viridiplantae; Streptophyta; Magnoliopsida; Poales; Poaceae.
CUCACACGGCACGGCAGCAGGCAUGGCCCAAGCAAUCACCAGCUCGCCGCUGACCCGAUAGCACAAGUCUUUUUUCCACACAAAAAAUAGAAAAGGAGGGACUACUAUUCAGCUGUUCGUCGCUUCAAAUCUCCCCGAUCCUUCCACCUUCGUCGUCACUUCUCUCCCGCGCGCGCGGCGCCAAAACACCAGUCCGCCAUGUCUCCCUUGCUCCUCCUCCUGGCUCUAGCCCUCCCGCUAGCGCUAGCCACGCCGGGGUCGGCGUCGGAGACCCAGGAGGACGACGUGCGGUGCCUACGCGGCGUCAAGAGCGGUCUCAAGGACCCCGACGGCCGCCUCUCGUCGUGGACCUUCGGCAACACCUCGGCGGGCGCCGUCUGCGACUUCUCCGGAAUCACCUGCUGGAACCCGCAGGAGUCGCGCGUCCUCGGGCUCUCGCUCGCCGGCUUCGGCCUCCAGGGCACCGUCCCCUCCGCGCUCAAAUACUGCCGGUCCACCAACAUUCUCGACCUCUCCAAGAACGCGCUCGAGGGGCCGAUCCCGCCCGCGCUCUGCGACUGGCUCCCCUUCCUCGUCAUCCUCGACCUCUCCGGCAACCGCUUCUCCGGGCCGCUCCCCUCCGAGCUCGCCAACUGCCGCUACCUCAACUCCCUCAAGCUCAGCCACAACAACUUCUCCGGCCAGAUCCCCGCGUCGCUCUCGCGGCUGGAGCGGCUCAAGUCGCUCGACCUCUCUGAGAACCGGCUUGACGGCCAGAUCCCGCCCCAGCUCAGCGCGACCUUCCCCAAGGAAUCCUUCUCCGGGAACCCGGGUCUGUGUGGACGCCCUGUAUCCUCGCACUGCGGCCGCGAUUAGCAGCUGGACAAACAAAUUUAAACAUAGAUAUGGUUUGAGGGACGAGCAACUGUGCAAGCAGCUUCACUCUGAUAUCCUAAAAACAAUAAUAAAUCGCAUAAUUUCGUCGCGAUGUCCCAUGUAGUUACUGACGUGUGCGUUUUGCAUAUAUAAUAGUUUUGUAUUUUGGUUACAUGUUUUAUUAAACCGGCAUUUUCUUA